This is a messenger RNA of Amphibalanus amphitrite, 546 nucleotides long. Its product is annotated as larval cuticle protein 65Ag1-like. The coding region runs from base 53 to 415 and encodes 120 amino acids. Gene Ontology annotation, molecular function: structural constituent of chitin-based larval cuticle. Gene Ontology annotation, cellular component: chitin-based extracellular matrix. The record is from RefSeq and is a predicted model, not a curated record. The transcript is spliced from 2 exons. NCBI's taxonomy places the organism in Eukaryota, Metazoa, Arthropoda, Thecostraca, Balanomorpha, Balanidae.
CCCGCUCAGCCCGACCGUCUCACAUCUCACACCAGCCAACCACUCAGCCAUCAUGAAGACGAUUGUGUUCGCCGCCCUCUUGGCCGUGGCUGUGGCCAUUCCCCAGCAGGGUGCCCGCAUCAUCAGCCAGAGGUUCGACAUGGACCAGCAGGGCAACUACGAGUACGGCUACCAGCAGGACGACGGCACGGCCGCCGAACAGGUGGGCCGCGUGCAGCGGGGCCCCGAGCCGGAGACGGGCUCGCUCACCCAGCAGGGCAGCUACACCUACGUCGGCGACGACGGCGUCACCUACACGGUGUCGUACAUCGCCGACCAGGGUGGCUUCCAGCCGCAGGCGUCCCACCUGCCCGUGGCGCCGGCUCAGCUCCCCGAGUACGACCAGCUCAGGCAGCAGUACCCCCAGCUCUUCUAAACCACCGAACAGUUACGCAUAUGUGCCACGAAGGAAGUGAUCGAUAAAACUGUGAUUGGCAUUGUUUGAGUUUUGUACGAGUCUCGUAAAUGUCUUAAUCGUAUAAAUAAAUAUCUCCAUAUGACAUGAGA